GAUCACACGACAAAUCUUCCGCCUUCCCUUCCUGGCGAGCCGCCAAAGCCGCCAAAAAUGGGUGAUUCCAAGCAAGGUGGUAAAGUCAUCAACAUUGACCACAGCUUUAUUAGUAACGUAAUUAACGUCGGAAAUGGAGCUUUGCGUCCACCAGCCGAGUCAAAAAAAAGAAAGAAGUCUAGGAAAGACCGGAAAUUAUCCAAAUUGCAUGGAAAAGCGAUUCCCCAACUGCCGAAUUUACCCCCAAGUGUGGAGAAUGUGAAACAAUCAGAACUUCUUAAUGUUCUUAGAGGUUUAAUGCAUGGCUUAGAGCUGCUGUUGAAACAAAAAACUUCUGAGCUUGGUGGGGGACCAGAAACGACUACAACUGCUACGCCUGUUUUAGAGGAUGUGGAAGAAUUUUUGGAAGAAUUUCAGCCUUCUGUUGACACUUGGCAGGCUGAAACAGAUGAAACUGAAGAACCCGAGGAACCUGAAGAAUAUUGAGUGCCCAACAGCAAAGUUUUGCUGAAAAAAUUGUGUCACAUUUGCAAAUAAAAGUUGAAGCU
Messenger RNA from Cylicocyclus nassatus, 548 nucleotides. Lineage: Eukaryota; Metazoa; Nematoda; Chromadorea; Rhabditida; Strongylidae. The record is from the annotation of a GenBank genome assembly.